Molecule: messenger RNA, 6881 nt
Organism: Prinia subflava (tawny-flanked prinia)
Lineage: Eukaryota; Metazoa; Chordata; Aves; Passeriformes; Cisticolidae
Gene: MEF2C
Product: myocyte enhancer factor 2C
Exons: 11
Coding region: 1073-2470 (465 amino acids)
Biological process (GO): cell differentiation; positive regulation of transcription by RNA polymerase II; heart development
Molecular function (GO): histone deacetylase binding; protein dimerization activity; RNA polymerase II cis-regulatory region sequence-specific DNA binding
Source: RefSeq, a predicted model, not a curated record
CUCCAUUUGCUUUACAUUCCAUUUUAAAAGUGGCUGGUUCCUAGACUACGACAGCAUAAGUGCUGCAAAUAUGUGAUUUUGAAAUUCAGACUCUCAAUUCUGCAUGCUUUUUUAUUUUGGUAAUGAGAUUAAUACCUUCUAGGUGAUAUGUUUUAGUUUUCUAAUACUUAUUUGGAUAAAAAGCACAAUGAGUUAUCAAAGAAAAAGAUAACCAACUUUACCAGUUAGCACAAUUUAAAAAACUGAAUUGAAAUUUCUGUGUUCUGUGUUCCUAUCACAACUAAGAGAACACAGCCUCACCUUGUUCAUAGAUUCUUCUUGGAAUAAAGUAAUUUUAACAUCUAUCUAAAGGAGGAAACUUUUUUGCCAUACACAAGCCUCUUGGCCUUCCUUCCUCUUGAAGAAGCAAAUCCUGGAUACUGGAUAAGACGACCGAGUAGAUAUUUUCCAUUUGAACUUGCAGAGUACUUUUGAAGGGGGAUGGCAAUGCUCUGUUCAUUUGCCAGCAUUGACAAAGGUCUGCUUGUCAGUGAUACCUUUUACAGCUAAAUUUACUUGGGAGUGACAGAAGCAGGUGCACCUUAGCCUGCCAGACACUUGUGCACGCACAUCAUGCAGCCUGCAGGUCAACAUCCAAAGGAGAAAAAGCCCGGGUCUGCAGAGCAGAGGGUGAGUGAGGCAAACACAACCCAAACUGGGGGGUUCUCUUCAAAGCCAGCUGGUCUGGCUUUAUUUUACAGGAAUUUUUUUACCUGAUUUUUUUGAUCAACGAAGCCCUCAGCAGGUGCUGACGGGUAGAACUUCCUGGAGAAGCAGAAGAAGGGCACUGGUGCCGAACAAGAAUUGUAAACUGUGAAGUAACUACCAUGGGAAAGAUUAAGUAAAGCAUUGGAGGCGGAUGAUUUUGACAAUAAAGAGGGUGUAUGUGCAGGAACGGAUGCAGGGGACGGUGAACUGAGUAGUGCAAGUGCUGAAGAAGGAGGUUUGUUUUGAGGAAACAGGAAAGAGGAAUAAAAGAGAAGGGAAAAAUACGUAAUUUAAAGGAAGAAGGAGAGAAAAAAAAACGGGGACUAUGGGGAGAAAAAAGAUUCAGAUUACAAGGAUUAUGGAUGAACGUAACAGACAGGUGACUUUUACAAAGAGGAAAUUUGGGUUAAUGAAGAAGGCUUAUGAGCUUAGUGUUCUGUGUGACUGUGAGAUUGCUCUAAUCAUCUUCAACAGCACCAACAAACUCUUCCAGUAUGCCAGCACUGAUAUGGACAAAGUGUUGCUGAAAUAUACCGAGUACAACGAGCCACAUGAGAGCCGAACGAAUUCAGAUAUUGUUGAGACAUUGAGAAAGAAAGGACUUAAUGGGUGUGACAGUCCAGACCCUGAUGCAGACGAUUCAGUAGGUCACAGCCCUGAGUCUGAGGACAAGUACAGAAAACUUAAUGAAGAUAUUGAUCUAAUGAUCAGCAGGCAAAGAUUAUGUGCUGUUCCACCACCAAACUUUGAGAUGCCAGUUUCUAUCCCAGUGUCCAACCACAACAGUUUGGUGUACAGUAACCCAGUCAGCUCACUGGGAAACCCCAACCUUUUACCGCUGGCUCAUCCUUCUUUGCAAAGGAAUAGCAUGUCUCCUGGUGUGACACAUCGGCCUCCAAGUGCAGGUAACACAGGUGGCCUGAUGGGUGGGGACCUCACAACCGGUGCAGGCACCAGUGCAGGAAAUGGAUAUGGCAAUCCCCGCAAUUCACCAGGUCUGCUGGUCUCACCUGGCAACUUGAACAAGAACAUGCAAGCAAAAUCUCCGCCUCCAAUGAAUUUGGGAAUGAACAACCGUAAACCAGACCUCCGUGUGCUUAUUCCACCUGGUAGCAAGAGUACCAUGCCAUCAGUGAAUCAAAGGAUAAAUAACUCCCAGUCUGCUCAGUCAUUGGCUACUCCAGUGGUUUCCGUAGCAACUCCUACUCUACCAGGGCAAGGGAUGGGAGGAUACCCAUCAGCCAUCUCGACAACAUAUGGUACUGAAUAUUCUCUGAGUAGUGCAGAUAUAUCAUCUCUCUCUGGUUUUAAUACAGCCAGUGCUCUUCAUCUUGGUUCUGUGACUGGCUGGCAACAGCAACACCUACAUAACAUGCCACCAUCUGCCCUCAGUCAAUUGGGAGCUUGCACUAGCACUCAUUUAUCUCAGAGUACAAAUCUCUCCCUGCCUUCUACUCAAAGCCUCAACAUCAAGUCAGAACCUGUUUCUCCUCCUAGAGACCGCACCACCACACCAUCGAGAUACCAACAGCACACGCGCCAUGAGGCGGGGAGAUCUCCUGUCGACAGUCUGAGCAGCUGUAGCAGUUCCUACGACGGAAGCGACCGAGAAGAUCACCGGAACGAAUUCCACUCCCCCAUUGGACUCACCAGACCUUCGCCGGACGAAAGGGAAAGCCCCUCUGUCAAGCGCAUGCGGCUCUCUGAAGGAUGGGCAACAUGAUAGCAUUAUUACCUAUUAGUUGGGAUUUUUUUUCUUGCAGUGUGUGUGUGCUAUACCUUAAUGGGAGGGGGAGGGGGGAAGGGUCGAUAUGCAUUAUAUGUGCUGUGUGUGAAAAAAAAAAGUCAGGUACUCUGUUUUGUAAAAGUACUUUUAACUUGCCUCAGUGAUGCAGUAUAAGGAUAAACAGAAAUGCUGAGAUAAGCUUAGCACUUGAGUUGUACAACAGAACACUUGUACAAAAUAGAUUUUAAGGCUAACUUCUUUUCACUGUUGUGCUCCCUUGCAAAAUGUAUGUUACAAUAGAUAGUGUCAUGUUGCAGGUUCAACGUUAUUUACAUGUAAAUAGACAAAAUGAAAACAUUUGCCAGAAAUGGCAGAUCUUUACUGAGAGAGAAAGCAGCUGUUAUGCAACAUAUAGAAACUGUACAGAUGUUUUGACAGACCCAGCAGUUGGGUGGCCGUGAAUUGAUGCUAGAAGGAGACUGGGUCACCUAAUAUACCGAAAAUGCUCACAAACAUGCAGGCAUUUUGUUAGAGUAUGGCACUCAGUUAAAAAGGAUCAAACCAUUUCAAGAGGACCAUACUAUAGAAAUGUUGAGUUCGAGGGCUGACACAUUUAAUUUUAAAAAUUCUGGGUCUGCAUCACUUAUUAAAUAAAAAAGUAUAAAAAUAUGUACAUUACAUUUUGCUUAUUUUCAUAUUAAAAGUAAGACAGAGUUUGCAAAGCAUUUGUGGCUUUUGUAGUUUCCUUAAGCCAAAAUGUGUUCUUUUUUCCUUGAUAGCUUUGCUAAUCUUUUAAGCGGUCCUGAAGAAACAAACAAAAAGGACUUUUUGUAUAGAAAGCACUACCCUAAGCCUUGAGGAACUCCAUGCUUUGCUAACCAAGAUAACUGUUUUCUCUUUGCAGAAGUUUUGUUUUUGAAAUGUGUAUUUCUAAUUAUAUAAAAUAUUAAGAAUCUUUUAAAAAAAAUCUGUGAAAUUAACAUGCUUGUGUAUAGCUUUCUAAUAUAUAUAAUAAUUAUGGUAAUAGCAGAAGUUUUUGUUCUCUUGAUAGUGAGGAAUUAUAUUUGUGCAGUUGCACAUUUAACUAUUUUCUUUUGGUUUUCUUUUACUGGGUAUACAUUUUACAGAUCAAAGUCAGCUGUUGAAAGACUGAUCUGUAAACAAUUAGACUUUACCCAUGGUGUAACAACUUAAAUCAUUUUAAUACAGCAUUUUACAAUCAGUUGGGUGAACUGCCAUCCAUUGUAUAUACUGAUUAGUUCUUUCAUGCUGUUUUGUGCAUUGUAACAAGUUAAGGGCCCUUCUGUUACUUAAUGUCCUGCGUAUCUUGUAGUUUUCCAUGGGUUAAAUGACAAAGUGGCAUAACUUGGCCCUUUCUCAUUAAUGAAGCUGGUAUUCUGCCUGUCAGAAUUUAAUGUGCAGCUCUAACGGCUGUCAGCUACGUGAGUGCAGGUAAAUAUGUGCCGAAGCAGCAGCGGGAGACAAAGGGCGGGAUCGGCACAAAAGUGCCUGUCUUAUAGAUUCCUCCCCUCUCUCACAGAGCUAAAACUCUUAAAGAGAUCAUCAGCUAAAGAGUGGUUCAAAAUCAGUUGAUUUUACACAGCCAACGUUGGCCAUCUGGUCCUUGGUUCUCAUGGACCUCUGCAGUCACAUCAUCUCACAGUGGGCACGUUGUUGAGCAACACUCCCUGUGUGUUUACACCAGAGCGGGACUUGCUUCAGCACACGGCAUCCACAUUUUCUCCAGCCUCAUAUUGUUCCUUUGACUAAGAUAGCUUGACCAGAGGGCAUGUGUCAUUUUCUUCAAGUCCCUCUUUGUCCCUCUUGUAUGUUAGAAAAAAAUGGUAUAUUCAAGUGUUUCAGUUUAAUUUUCCUGUUGGAGGGAAAAAGUGUUUAAGCAAAAUGUUAGUGCCAUAGUAAAAGUGUAAUAUUUCUCCUUUUUUCAAGAGUCCAUCUAGGUCUCAACUACAUACAUUGACAUCAUGAUGAAGAAUAUAGCUGCAACAGCAAAAUGUCAAUACAAAGUACUUCAAAGUGAAAUCCACACUCUUUUUUCCACCUAUACAUGCAGCUGCUGUGCACUGCUGAAUGAUGGAGUGUACCUCUCUGUAGUAGAGUAUGAUGAUCAGACCACAGUGUGCAUUAGGACAUAGGCUCUUCACUUACCAUGACUUUACAGAAGCCUGCCUUAAGGCACUUUCAGCCGUGCAGGGGCUAGUACAUCAUCUGGGAACUCUUUAAGCAGAAUACUGUGCUACUGAUGCAUCCAUCUUAUCUCAUGUAGCAAACUGCAGGGUAAACAAAGAUACGCAUGUUUAAAUAAAAUAAAAUAAAUUAAAAAACUCAAAACAAAACAAAACAAGGUAAAAUGGAGCCCGUAAUUAUUUUUAAAACACAAAAACCCCCUUGUGUUUUAAGCCACUUUCUUCACCCUCAGAUUAAUCUGUACUCAUAUUCUCUUCUGAGAAUUUUAAACUUUAGCAUGUCAAAAAUAUGCAAGCUAUCACAAAUACACCUUGUCAUUUCAAGAAAAAAUACAGUUUUAUUGGUAUCCUAGCAGAAAUUUCUCAGUGGGGAGGGGGAUUUGGUCUAUUGAUAUAUUAAGAAUAGCCAUAUUAAUAGUUUACCUUGCGAUUUGCCUCAGAAACACAUGAAAAAGAAUUAAAGAUAUCCUUUAAUGAAGAUGCAGUGUAAUAUACCACUGCAAGUAACUAAGUAGAAAGUAGCAUAAAAAGUAUUGCCUGGGCAAUUUAUAUUAACUCUGAUAGUGAUUUUUUUGUAUAAACACAAGUAGAACAGAAUCACAUGAAAAUAAAUGCCAGUCAGCCCUCUUGGUCCUGCUGCAGAGGGCAACUAACUUAUACUGGCAAAAUUGUGGGGGAUAAUGCAUAUUUGCAAACUGAUCUAAUGAUAAGAAGCACAACUUUGAUUGUGAAGUCACUUUCUGUAAACUAUAACUGUCUACCUUUCUUGUUCCUUUAUCUGUAUCUUACCAUUUAUUGUAUUUGCAAAAGCUAAUUUGGGUUUAUUGUGUGAUUCCUUUGUAUUUAAGGAGUUUGGGGCAGAGCCCUGAAAGAGUAUUAACAUUUACUUUACCUUAACCCAUGCUAUAUGAUGUUUUAGGCAACAUUCUUAAUUGUAAGUUCAAACACCUGAAGUGGCAUUCUAGACACCUGCAAGUAUUGUUAUAGCUAAGUUAAUCUCUAUUAAAAGGUGUUGUCAGUUAGUGUUUAAUUGCUGGUGACAAUUAUAUGAUAUACCCUAUCUGCACAACAUAUAUAUUGUAUGCAUUGAGCCAUUCACAGUAAAGCUUUGGUCAUUUCAGUGUCUCUCAAAAUUGUGUUUUAUAACAAAAUGGCUUAUAUUUUUCCCAGAAGAGGAAUUUAACAAUUUUUAAUGACUAAUGUAAAAAUUAGCUGUUGUCCUCAGAUCUUUUUCAGGUAAAGCUAGCAUAAGAAUAGAAUUCAUAGGCUGUUUUCAAGGACGUCAACCCUUUUGUAUUGUAUCUGCGAUCCUAUAUACCCACUUUUAUCUGUAGUCUAACAGCUGUUUGUUUUCCUUCUUCCUUCACCUUGAAGGUAAAUGCUUUGUAAUUUUUUAAAAGCCACUUGAAACCUCAAUAAAGGCUGUUGCCUAAACAUGGCAUACUUCAUCUGUUCCUGUUUGUGCCAUCUGCUGUGAUGUCGUCAGUUAUAUGGCAUUAAUUUCCUGCCACUACAGGUCUCUUGAAGGACUGAUGGAACACUGGUGUCUGUUAGAAUGCUUCAGACUGUAGAUGUAAUAAAAGGCUUUUGUUAAUAUAUUUUAACCAAAGAUGUGGAGCAAUCCAAGCUUUGAGCCACAGACUUUCUGCAUCAAAAGUACCCAUUUGAUUAUUUCAUAGUCAUAUGUCGCAUUUCUACCUUCCCUUUUCAUACCUCAGACUGAUCCAUACCUCAGUUUGAUUCAAAAAAAGGUCAGUUAAGAAAGUCAUUUAAAAAAAAUAAAAAUGAAAAAUGCAGUAUUAAAGUCUUCUGUGUACUUAAUGUCAGACCUGGGUUACUGCAGGCAUUACACUUGGAUUGCUUCAGAUGGUUUGUUGUAUCCUUUUUUUCUUUUUUUCUUCUCUUUCAUGGGGAUUUGCUUCCAUAAAACAAUGGUGAUAACAAAAUAGCUUGUAAAUGGGAGCAUACAAGCAUUUGCAACAAAUAUUAAAGUAGAGGCUCACAGCGGCAUAAGCUGGACUUUGUCGCCACUAGAUGACAAGAUGUUAUAACUAAGUUAAACCACAUCUGUGUAUCUCAAGGGACUUAAUUCAGCUGUCUGUAGUGAACAAAAAUGGGAAAAUUUCAAAAAAUUCUCCUGCUGGAAAUAAGGUAUAAUUUGUAUUUUGCAGACAAAUCAGUAAAGUUACUGGCUUUCUUAGUGA